Messenger RNA from Motacilla alba alba, 4952 nucleotides. It is a transcript of the gene LGR4, whose product is annotated as leucine rich repeat containing G protein-coupled receptor 4. Gene Ontology annotation, molecular function: G protein-coupled receptor activity; protein binding; protein-hormone receptor activity. Lineage: Eukaryota; Metazoa; Chordata; Aves; Passeriformes; Motacillidae. The coding region runs from base 408 to 3260 and encodes 950 amino acids. Gene Ontology annotation, cellular component: membrane. The record is from RefSeq and is a predicted model, not a curated record. The transcript is spliced from 18 exons. Gene Ontology annotation, biological process: G protein-coupled receptor signaling pathway.
UCUCAUUAGCAUACGCAUCUCUGCCCUGGGCGCGGAGCUGCCGCGGCCGCAGGACAGAGAUCCGGGAGGGGCGGGAGCGCCAGCGGAGCCCCUGGGGCCGACCCGGGAUCGCCGCCGGCACGGCCUCCCCAGAGCUCUGCUUGCACGGCUGAGAUGAGCGGUGGCGAGCAGCGCUGCGGGCUGUGCACAGGGCAGGCGGACGGCGGAGGGCUGACUUCCCGCUGAGGCAGCCCCGGGGCUGCGCCGGACGGAGGAGCCCCUUUAUUUUGAAUUUUUUGUCGUUGUUGUUUUUGGUGGGUUUUUAUACGUAUUCUCAGCAGCCGGCCAGGCUCGGUAGGCGGAGGGCGCCAGCGCAGAGUCGCAGGCCGAGCCGGGCUGGGGGGGCUGGGCGGCCGGCGGGGUCGGCGAUGCGGUGCCUCGCUCUGCUUGGCCUCGUCGCCUGGGGCCUGGGGAGCUGGGCCGGACACAGCGGCGGAGCGUCCCCCCCGCCCUGCCCGGCCCCUUGCAGCUGCGACGGCGACCGCGGCGUGGACUGCUCCGGGCGGGGGCUUGCGGCCGUGCCUCCGGGACUCAGCGCCUUCACGCACGCACUAGAUAUCAGCAUGAAUAACAUCACAAGACUACCAGAAGAUGCCUUCAAGAACUUUCCCUACUUGGAAGAGCUGCGACUGGCUGGCAAUGACCUUACUUUUAUCCAUCCAAAGGCCUUGUCCGGGUUGAAAGAACUCAAAGUUCUAACCCUCCAGAACAAUCAGCUGAAGACCGUACCUAAUGAGGCCAUCAGAGGAUUGAGCAGCUUGCAGUCCUUGCGUUUAGAUGCUAACCAUAUCACUGCCAUCCCAGAGGACAGCUUUGAGGGGCUGCCGCAGCUGCGGCACCUCUGGCUGGAUGACAACAGCUUGACAGAAGUUCCCAUCUCUCCGCUCAGCAAUCUCCCCUCCCUGCAAGCCUUGACACUGGCUCUCAACAGGAUAACUCACAUUCCUGACUAUGCAUUCACCAACCUUUCCAGCCUGGUUGUUCUACAUCUUCAUAAUAAUAAAAUAAAAACUAUAGGAAAACACUGUUUUGAUGGAUUAGACAACCUUGAAACCUUGGAUUUAAAUUAUAAUAACAUGGUAGAGUUCCCUGAAGCCAUAAAAGCACUUCCAAGUCUAAAGGAGUUGGGAUUUCACAGUAAUUACAUUUCCAUAAUUCCUGAUGGUGCAUUUGCAGGAAACCCCCUUCUGAGAACGAUACAUUUGUAUGAUAAUCCUUUGUCUUUUGUGGGGAACUCAGCAUUUCAGAAUCUGUCAGAUCUGCAUUCCCUGGUCAUUCGGGGUGCCAGCAUGGUGCAGUGGUUUCCUAAUUUGACAGGAACCGUAAAUCUGGAGAGCUUAACUCUUACAGGAACCAAGAUAAACAGUAUUCCUGUUACUUUAUGCCAAGAGCAAAAGGUGCUUCGAACUUUGGACUUGUCUUAUAACAAUAUAAAGGACCUCCCAAGUUUUAAGGGCUGCCACACCUUGGAAGAAAUUUCCUUACAGCAUAAUCAAAUCCAUGAAAUUGCAGAGGACACCUUUCAAGGACUAUCUUCCCUUCGUGUCCUGGACCUCAGUAGAAAUCGGAUCCAUCAGAUCCACAAGGGAGCUUUCAUCACUGUUGGAGCGCUUCUUAACCUAGACCUGAGUUUCAACGAGCUCAGUUCAGUUCCAGCUGAAGGAUUGAGUGGACUGAACCAGCUGAAACUCACAGGCAAUUCUGAACUGAAAGAAGCUUUGGCAGCCAAGAACUUUGCCAAGCUGCGGUUACUCUCUGUACCAUAUGCUUAUCAGUGCUGUGCAUUUUGGGGUUGUGAUUCUUAUCUACACUCCAAUGCUGAAGAUUCCAGUCACCAAGAUCAAGGUGCCUUGAUGGAUCAUGAGAAGGCUAAUGCAGAUACUCUAAGAAAUGAGAAAAAUGAGGAAUUAGGACAGACUGUUAUUCACUGUACACCAGCAACAGGUGCUUUUAAGCCGUGUGAAUAUUUAUUGGGCAGCUGGAUGAUUCGCCUUACUGUCUGGUUUAUUUUUUUGGUCGCUUUGUUCUUCAACCUGCUUGUCAUGUUAACAAUAUUUGCAUCCUGUACUACAUUGCCAUCUUCCAAACUGUUUAUAGGCCUAAUUUCUGUCUCUAACUUAUUUAUGGGAGUCUAUACUGGUAUUUUAACUUUCUUGGAUGCUGUAUCUUGGGGAAGAUUUGCUGAAUUUGGCAUAUGGUGGGAGACUGGCAGUGGUUGCAGAAUUGCUGGGUUUCUUGCAGUUUUUUCCUCAGAAAGUGCCAUUAUUUUCCUGAUGUUGGCAGCUGUUGAACGGAGCUUGUCUGCAAAGGAGUUUAUUAAAAAGGGGAAAAGCAACCGCCAAAAACAAUUUCAAAUUGCAGCAUUUUUUGCUUUCCUGUGUGCUCUGGUAGCGGGCUGCUUACCCCUUUUUUAUAAAGCAGAGUACUCAGCAUCACCCCUUUGCUUGCCCUUCCCCACUGGAGAAACACCUUUGUUAGGUUUCACAGUAACUCUAGUGCUGCUGAAUUCUCUUGCGUUUUUGCUGAUGGCUGUUAUCUACACUAAACUCUAUUGCAACUUGGAGAAGGAGGAUCUCUCCGAGAACUCCCAGUCCAGCACAAUUAAGCAUGUUGCUUGGCUGAUCUUCACCAACUGCAUCUUCUUCUGUCCUGUUGCAUUCUUUUCCUUUGCACCGUUGAUCACGGCGAUUUCUAUCAGCCCUGAAAUCAUGAAGUCUGUCACUUUGAUAUUUUUCCCACUGCCUGCUUGCCUGAACCCAGUCCUGUAUGUGUUCUUCAACCCGAAGUUCAAGGAAGACUGGAAGCUGCUCAGGCGCCACCUUAGCAGGAGGAAUGGGGCAGUGGCGAUUGCUGUCAGUGCCCAAGGGGACGUGGCACAGGACUUUUACUACGACUGCAGCAUUUACUCUCACUUGCAGGGCGGUAGUGUUGCUCUCUGUGAGUGUUGUGAGUCACUGCUGCUGUCCAAGCCCGUGCCCUGUAAACAUUUAAUGAAGUCCCACAGCUGUCCCGCACUGGCAGUGGUGCCGUGCCAAAGGCUGGAUGGCUACUGGUCAGACUGUGGCACACAGUCGGCCCACUCAGACUACGUGGACGAGGACGACUCCUUCGUGUCGGACAGCUCAGACCAAGUGCAGGCCUGCGGCCGUGCCUGCUUCUACCAAAGCAGGGGCUUCCCUUUAGUGCGUUACGCCUACAACAUACCAAGAAUUAAAGACUGAGAAGGCUUUCUGCCCUCAGCUGUUCCAAUAAAGAGGUAUUGUGUUUCGCAGACUGUCACCUGUUUUGACCUUUCAAGCAGGAAGCACUUUUGUAAUUGUUAUUUAGUGUCAUUUGUAAAGAAGGGAAGUGGGCGGUAACUUCUUGAGCCAUACAUUUUUUAAAAUAUUAAAUAAAUCAAUUGCCCUGACUGUAAAUAAUUGGUAAACCAAAAUUGUUACCAAAUAUUUUUACUCUUUUCACACAAUAGUGGUUUCUUUUAUACAGUUUUUACAUGCUCAUAGUGUGUUUCCACAUAAUACUGCAGCUGUACUUUGCUUCUUCUAGUGAUGAGGUAAGUUCUGGUGAUUUUUUUUCCCCCCUGAGAAAGCACAAUAUAAAGGACAGCUGUUUAUUAUUAUAAAAAUUAUUUUUAAAUGUGACUUUUCUACAGUUAAGCAAAAAAAUGUAUUGCUAGCUUUGUAUAGUAUGUUCAGCAUUGAAUCUCAGGAUGCAUUUUAUUGCAGGGCCAUAAAAGGGAUUAAUUCUCCCAUAUGUAACUGUGACAGCAAUAUCAGAAUACUGUGUUUGUUUUGUAUUUUAGGUAAUGUUCAAUUUAGGAAAAAAAAAAGUUUGUUGCAGUAAAGUACUUGUAAUCCAAUAUUCUGUACAUUUAUUGGAAUAAGAAUAUUAACAGCUGUCAGGAACAGUAGGGUUUAACACAUUUUUCCAGUGAUGGCUCAUCACUUCAGGUGAACCACAGCAAUUUUGUUCAGUAUUAUGAGUCGAGUCACAGCAUUGGCAGGAGUGAGGGGGUGUGGGGUGACAGCAGAGCUGCCCCUGUACACAGCUCGUGUCUGUGCCAUCAGGCUGCCAGUGCUCUGCAGCCUGCUCAGCGUCACAGCACUCCAGGAAUACCUAUGAUAGACUGAGACUUCAGGAAAUGGAGGGAAUAUGCAGUGCAAUUUGGCACUGAAAAAGAAAGCAUGUUUCCAAUAUACUUUACUGACAGUGAAGUACACUGCGCAAAGUCACUGAUUUUCACCUAAAUCAGUGCAAGCUUUUUAAAGCAUUAAAGUUCUGAGACCCAAAUGAAUUAAGUACAACCAGCGAUCAAUUUUUUAUAUUUAGUUUGAAAUAUGAGCAAUACAAAUUUAAUAAUGCAUUAUUAAGUAAUUAUGUAAGAUUUUGGACGAUAUACUAGAUCAAGAGUAAAUCCACAGCCAUCCCAGUUACUCUGGAGAAAUUCUUCUUAAGAUCUAAAGCUAGAUUGCUGUUUUGAGAAUUAAACUGUACAUACUGUUCAUACAAUGAAUUUUUAUCUUUGUAUUGUAAGUUAUUUGAUAGAACCCAUGAUGGGAAAUGUGGCUUCAGUUCAUUUUCUUAAUUAAAGCUACCUCCUGAACAAUAGUGGCUGCCAGUAGCAGAAUGUUUAAAAUGUGGUUUAUGUACUUUUUUCAUUGUAAAUAGAUGUGGUUGUAUAUUGUCACUAUAAUAAAAACAGGAUCCUUGUAUAUCAAAAUCAUGUAGUUUGUACAAAGUAUGGAGGAAUAUUUACUGUAUGCUGUUAAUUUUGUAAGCCAAAAAUAUUCAAGUGUAAAAAGGGAAGAAAACCAUGCAAGAGUUGUUAAUUCUUAUAUUUACACUCAUGAAUAUUGCAUCUUCAAUUAGCAUGGAAUGUUACACUAAAGCAAAUAAAGGGUACAUGAAUACUU